This is a messenger RNA of Exaiptasia diaphana, 3148 nucleotides long. RefSeq names its product histone acetyltransferase KAT6B. NCBI's taxonomy places the organism in Eukaryota, Metazoa, Cnidaria, Anthozoa, Actiniaria, Aiptasiidae. Gene Ontology annotation, cellular component: nucleus. The coding region runs from base 84 to 2879 and encodes 931 amino acids. Gene Ontology annotation, molecular function: zinc ion binding; histone acetyltransferase activity. Gene Ontology annotation, biological process: regulation of DNA-templated transcription. The transcript has 16 exons. The record is from RefSeq and is a predicted model, not a curated record.
AUAAAAUGGCGGCGAAGCAUCUCGUGAUACCAAGAUUUUGAACAUAUUUCUGAUAAUACUUUCACUCUUAUCUGUUCCUCAAAAUGCAAAGGCGGAGGCGCUUGAUAUCAUCUGAAGAACAUUCGGAUUCUGACUUUGAUGUCGACAUCGAAACUCUUUCAGAAGACACUGGAGACAGUGAAAGCAUGCCGUCACGUUCAGGGUCGCCUAGAAAGACGGGCGAUUUCUCCCCAAGGGCGAAGAGAAGGAAGAUUCACAGAAUAGGUAAAAGAAGGUCUAGUCGUCUUUGYACUGAAAAAAGUGUGCAAGAAUCAAUCAAGGACUGUUGUCUUUGUUUUGAAAUUGAUGAUGUUGGAAAUGCAGAGGAAAUGGUCACUUGUUCAGAAUGUGGAAACUCAAGUCAUCAGUCUUGUCUAAAGAUGUCCGAUGAUGUUCUCUCUGUUGUCAAGGAAUAUCCUUGGCAGUGUUCAUCUUGUAAGACAUGUGAGACAUGCUCUGUUAGGAGACCAAAGUCUAAACUUAUAACAUGCAGUAGCUGUGACAGGGGAUACCACACAUUUUGUAUCACUCCAARUCUUGAUGAUGGRSACAAAGAAAAUUGGAAAUGUCAAUUUUGCAAAGAAACAACAAUGCAGUUUAAACCAAAAUCAGAAUCACCUGAACCAAGUUUACCCAAAUCAGACACAGAACUCUCUUAUGAGUCACCUAGAGYCRYGAAAAGUCCAUUCAAAGGACGUCCRGGAAGGCGUAGAAAGGCACCAAAGUUUGCACACAUCAAAAAAUCCAAAUACAGACUUUCCAUGUUGGCUAAAAGCUCAGAUAACAAUACAGGAAGUACAGAAUCAGAAGAUUCUGAUGCUUGUUCUGCUGUGGAUAGAUCRCCUGUCAAGGGUUCAAGAUACAGKAUUAAAAAGAAGUGCCCUACACCAGGCUGCGAUGGAUUGGGCCAUUAUACUGGCAAGUUUGACUUACAUCACACCAUAUCCGGCUGUCCUAUGUAUCAUAAUACCACAGCAGAGGAAUGUAAGUUAAAAGCUGAAGAAAGAUUAAAAGAGACUAGCCAGGAAAGACAGACAAAAACUUCAAAAAGAACCUUGGCAAACUCAAAUCUAAGUUCUGAAGAAACACCACGSAGAGAUCUAAGAAGACAAGUAGCUCUUUCUUUAAUGCCUGAGAARAUACGCUCAGCCAUGAGAGGAAGCGACAUUACACCUUCAACUACAGAUCGAUAUAAAUCCACACCUCUGCCGUCRAGUGCAAAUAAUUUUAUCCCCAUAAAAAAUGACUCAAGUGUUAAAGUACCUCAUGAAGAGCUUGAUGAAGACAGAUURACUGGUCUUACUUCAGAUUAUGACUUAAAUCUUUUUAAAAGUGCAUGGCAGAAGGCUGCAGCAGUCAAUGAAGAGGAACCAGCCAUUCCUGUUAACGGCAGACCAGUUUGUAGAUGUAUUGUUUUUGGCAUAUAUGAGAUUGAUACAUGGUACUCAUCACCUUAUCCUGAGGAAUUCCAGAGAAUGAAGAAAAUCUACAUAUGUGAAUUUUGUUUGAAAUACAUGAAGAGCCCUACUAUACUCAGAAGGCACAUGGCCAAGUGUGCUUGGAGACAUCCACCAGGUUUAGAGAUUUAUUUAAAAGCUGAAGAAAGAUUAAAAGAGACUAGCCAGGAAAGACAGACAAAAACUUCAAAAAGAACCUUGGCAAACUCAAAUCUAAGUUCUGAAGAAACACCACGCAGAGAUCUAAGAAGACAAGUAGCUCUUUCUUUAAUGCCUGAGAAAAUACGCUCAGCCAUGAGAGGAAGCGACAUUACACCUUCAACUACAGAUCGAUAUAAAUCCACACCUCUGCCGUCAAGUGCAAAUAAUUUUAUCCCCAUAAAAAAUGACUCAAGUGUUAAAGUACCUCAUGAAGAGCUUGAUGAAGACAGAUUAACUGGUCUUACUUCAGAUUAUGACUUAAAUCUUUUUAAAAGUGCAUGGCAGAAGGCUGCAGCAGUCAAUGAAGAGGAACCAGCCAUUCCUGUUAACGGCAGACCAGUUUGUAGAUGUAUUGUUUUUGGCAUAUAUGAGAUUGAUACAUGGUACUCAUCACCUUAUCCUGAGGAAUUCCAGAGAAUGAAGAAAAUCUACAUAUGUGAAUUUUGUUUGAAAUACAUGAAGAGCCCUACUAUACUCAGAAGGCACAUGGCCAAGUGUGCUUGGAGACAUCCACCAGGUUUAGAGAUUUAUAGAAAAAACARUCUGUCMGUAUUUGAAGUUGAUGGCAAAAAACACAAGACAUACUGUCAAAAUUUGUGUCUAAUGGCGAAGCUGUUUCUGGAUCACAAGACAUUGUAUUAYGACGUUGAACCCUUCUUAUUUUAUGUGAUGACAAAGGCUGAUAAUGUUGGUUGUCGGUUCAUUGGUUAUUUCUCAAAGGAAAAGAAAUCUUUUCUCAACUACAAUGUGUCGUGUAUUCUUUCACUUCCUGCAUACAUGAAACAAGGUUAUGGAAAAAUGCUUAUUGACUUCAGUUAUUUACUAUCAAGGGUUGAAGGCAAAGUUGGAUCUCCAGAAAAACCGCUAUCWGAUUUAGGGUUGAUAAGUUAUCGUAGCUACUGGAAAUCUGUUGUACUAAAGUACUUACAAUCCUAUGGUUACGACAGGAUAUCCGUUAGAGACAUCAGCCAAGAGACCGCUAUCCAUCCUAAUGAUAUCGUAAGCACGCUGCAGUAUCUAGGAAUACUGAAGUACUGGAAGGGAAAACAUGUAGUUUUACGCUCUAAGGAACUUAUGGAUGAAUACAAUCAAAAAGUUGCUUCGCGACCAGUUAAUUACCAAGAAAUCGACCCAGCAUGCUUGCGGUGGACUCCCCCUGUUGUUAGUGACGUCAAAACAUGACAGGGAUAUUGAAAUAMGCAUGUCCAUUUAAAUAGAGCACACUUUAGUAAAAAGGGACGAUUUAGAACAUGUAAAAACAAAUAUUUUUUUAAACACGCUGAUAGUUAGUAAUAAACAAUUAAAGACUUUUACGCAAUUGUUUUGACUGAAAUAAAAGUUCAGAACGAAGUAGAAAGAUGUCAAAUAACAUGAUGUAAAGUGUACAUGUUUUCAUGGAUCAUAUUAAAAACCCAUGAGGUUGCAAAGUGAAGACAUUAAACUUAAUAAAC